GGCAAGGAAGGAGCUGAAAAAUAUCAGGUGAUCUUUGCGUUGUAACGUUCGUACCGUCAUCAUCAAGACUGAGGUCUAUUGUGUUCAUACUGGGCCUGCAAAAGUAGCCUUUUAGACCGAAGGGCCGUAAGAGAUCCUUUGCCUUCUUGGCAUCGCACAUACAAAUUUUUCCCCGACUGAAGUUGGAGGCCCCGUUAGAGGAGGCUUUCUCAGAGACUUCACAUACCGGCACAUCGGCACUAGCACUCACAGAAGAUGUCUGAAUCCUCUCCGUCGCCAUCCCCAGAGAGAGCCAUUUAUGGAUUCGUGCUGUACUUGGCGUCGUUCCUAGGCCUUGGCUUGUAUGUUGUGUGGGCCUACAUCCCCGAGUCCUGGUUACACGCCGUGGGCCUGACCUACUGGCCACAGAAGUACUGGGCUCUGGCCGCUCCUGUCUACAUCACCAUCGCCAUCAUCUUCAUCCUGGUCUUUUACGUCGGGCUGAACUUCACGGUCACAGCUCCGCUAGACUCAGUUCACACGUUAACGGACGGGUUCGCCAAACAGUGGCGACACAGGGAUCUUCCAACUUCUGCCAUCCCCCCACUGGAAGACAUUCACGUAUCGAUUGUGAACAGAAGACUUUACAGACAAGAGUCACAAGAGUGAAGUUAGAGUAAACAGCACUGCGUUGUUUGUUUAGUUGUAUCACAGAACUGCCUUAGGGAAACACGCCAGUUUUGAAGGUCAGUUACAAGCCACCUAAUACAUAAGACCAGACUAGCUGUAUAUAGGCUUGAUCCAAAUGGUGACCCUUAUUCCUAUUGAUAAGUCUGGUAGGUUCUUUUACAUACUGAUCAAGCUUGAAGGUGUGGCUCUCUGCAAACACGGGACCUCUGGCUUUACUUCCUACUCAAGAAGUAGUACUGUAAUCAUUUUCAACUGUCAGUGAGUGGAGUGAGGAACUUUUAUGUAUCCAUGGCAUGGAACCUUUAAGCCCCAACUGUGUUAGGGACUGGUUGUUGGUAGACAAUGUACAUUAUGACUGCCAGCAUUUUAUGAAUGUCUACACAAAUGUGAAUAUGGAAACCUUGAGAACCAUAUUCUA
Messenger RNA from Branchiostoma belcheri (Belcher's lancelet), 1087 nucleotides. RefSeq names its product phosphatidylinositol N-acetylglucosaminyltransferase subunit P-like. NCBI's taxonomy places the organism in Eukaryota, Metazoa, Chordata, Leptocardii, Amphioxiformes, Branchiostomatidae. The transcript has a single exon. The coding region runs from base 256 to 648 and encodes 130 amino acids. Gene Ontology annotation, molecular function: phosphatidylinositol N-acetylglucosaminyltransferase activity. Gene Ontology annotation, biological process: GPI anchor biosynthetic process. The record is from RefSeq and is a predicted model, not a curated record.